This is a messenger RNA of Musca vetustissima, 2656 nucleotides long. Its product is annotated as ATP-binding cassette sub-family F member 1. The transcript is spliced from 3 exons. Gene Ontology annotation, molecular function: ATP hydrolysis activity; ATP binding. NCBI's taxonomy places the organism in Eukaryota, Metazoa, Arthropoda, Insecta, Diptera, Muscidae. The record is from RefSeq and is a predicted model, not a curated record. Bases 2 to 2656 code for a protein of 884 amino acids.
AAUGUCCAAAAACAAGGGUAAGAACAAGAAGAAUCACUUCGACGACGAUGAUGAAAUUAACGAACAGCCAGCUGCUCCCAAAAAAUCACAAAAGAAAGACAAGAAAGGAAAGAAGAGGGGCGAUGAUUCCGACGAUGAUGUGAAUGAUGACUUGGAAAGUUUACAGUCGGCCAGCAGUAAAACGCCAUCGCAACAAGGUCAACAAUCCAAUAAGGGUGGUAAAAAAGGCAAGAAAGGUAAAAAGGGCAAGGACGAUUGGAGUGACGAGGAUGAAGCCGACGUGCCACAACCGGUGGCCAGUAAAAAGAAGAACAAAAAACGCCAGGAUAGUGAUGAUGAGGAUGUGGUGGAAGAUGUGCCUAAACCUGCCAAUAAAAAGCAACAACAGAAAAAGUCCAAGAAGAACAAGAAAAAGGAUGAUUUCUCCGAUGAUGACGAUGAUGAUAUUGACAUCCUAAAGAAGGCUGCCGAAGAAGAUGAUGAAGAUGACGAGGAAGAGGAUGAACCCGUAGUUAUUGCCAAACCGGUGAAAAAGUCCAAUAAAAAACAAAAGAAAAGCAAAUUUGAAGUAAGUGAAGAUGAAGAAGAGGAGGAGGAAGAAGAAUUGCCGGAGGAAGAUGUGUCUGAACCGGAACCAGAACCAGAACCGGUACCUGUGAAAAAAUCCCCUUCACCUAAAAAGACUGUGGAAACCCCUGCCAAGUUGGAAGAAAAGUUAGAAAAUCUCCAAAUUGAUGAAAAGAGUGGAGCCGAAGAGGAGGGUGACGAAGAAAAGGAAUCUACUCCUGCUCCUACGGAAGAAACCGGUGGCGAAAAAUCUAAGGAAAAGAAACUUACCCACAAGGAAAAGAAGAAGCUGAAGAAACAAGAGGAAUACGAACGUCAAAUGGAAUUGAUGACCAAGAAAGGUGGUUUGGGCCACUCCGAUUUGGACAGCAAUUUCACAAUGUCUCAGGUUCAAAAGACUGCUGGUCAGAAGGCCGCCCUCGAGCAUGCCGUCGAUAUUAAAAUUGAAAACUUUACCAUCUCAGCUAAAGGUAAUGACCUCUUCGUUAAUGCCAAUCUGUUAAUUGCCCAUGGUCGUCGUUAUGGUCUGGUGGGUCCCAAUGGUCACGGCAAGACCACACUUCUACGUCACAUUGCCACACGUGCCUUCGCUAUUCCACCCAACAUUGAUGUAUUGCUCUGCGAACAGGAAGUUGUUGCCACUGACAAAACUGCCGUUGAAACAAUCCUGGAGGCGGACACAAAACGCAUCAAUCUCAUGAACAAAUGUAAGGAAUUGGAAGAACAAUUUGCUGCCGGUGACAUGAGUGUCCAGGAGGAGUUAAAUGACACCUUUGCAGAACUGAAAGCUAUCGGUGCCUACUCGGCUGAGGCUAGGGCUAGACGUAUUUUAGCUGGUCUGGGUUUCAGCGAAGAAAUGCAAAAUCGUCCCACCAAUAAAUUCUCUGGUGGUUGGCGUAUGCGUGUCUCCUUGGCCCGUGCUUUGUACUUGGAACCAACACUGCUGAUGCUUGAUGAACCUACAAAUCACUUGGAUUUGAACGCUGUCAUUUGGUUGGACAAUUAUUUGCAAGGCUGGAAGAAAACACUGCUGAUUGUUUCUCACGACCAGAGUUUCUUGGAUAAUGUUUGUAAUGAAAUCAUCCAUUUGGAUCAGAAGAAGCUCCACUACUACAAAGGCAACUAUUCAAUGUUCAAGAAGAUGUAUGUCCAGAAACGUCGUGAAAUGAUUAAGGAAUAUGAGAAGCAGGAGAAGAGAAUCAAGGAGUUGAAGGCCCACGGCCAGUCCAAGAAGGCUGCCGAAAAGAAACAAAAGGAAGCUUUGACCCGCAAACAAGAGAAAAACAAAUCGAAACAACAGAGGCAACAGGAAGAUGAUAAUGGCCCUACUGAGUUAUUGGAAAAGCCCAAGGAAUAUAUUGUCAAGUUCCGGUUUCCAGAACCUUCCCAGCUACAACCUCCAAUUUUGGGUUUGCACAAUGUUACGUUCGCUUUCGAGGGCCAGAAGCCAUUGUUCAUUAACACAGAUUUUGGUAUUGAUCUGACUAGUCGUGUUGCCAUUGUUGGACCCAACGGUGUUGGCAAAUCCACAUUCUUGAAAUUGUUGUUGGGUGAAUUGGAGCCCCAAAAGGGUGAACAGAGGAAAAAUCAUCGUCUACGUGUAGGACGUUUCGAUCAGCAUUCGGGUGAACAUCUGACUGCUGAAGAAUCCGCUGCCGAAUAUUUACAACGUCUAUUUAAUUUACCUCACGAGAAGGCACGCAAAGCUUUAGGUUCCUUUGGUUUGGUGAGUCAUGCGCACACAAUUAAAAUGAAGGAUCUGUCCGGUGGUCAAAAGGCUCGUGUCGCCCUGGCUGAAUUGUGUCUGAGUGCUCCGGAUGUUUUGAUUCUCGAUGAACCUACAAAUAAUUUGGAUAUUGAAUCCAUUGAUGCCUUAGCCGAGGCCAUCAAUGAAUACGAAGGUGGUGUCAUUAUCGUAUCUCACGACGAACGUUUAAUCCGUGAAACCGGCUGUACUCUGUACGUCAUAGAGGAUCAAACAAUCAAUGAAAUUGAUGGUGACUUUGAUGACUAUCGUAAAGAAGUAUUGGAUGCUCUUGGUGAAAUUGUUAAUAAUCCCAGUGUUGUGGCCAAUGCAGCUGUGCUAUAA